This is a messenger RNA of Saccostrea cuccullata (small rock oyster), 467 nucleotides long. RefSeq names its product neurotrypsin-like. Lineage: Eukaryota; Metazoa; Mollusca; Bivalvia; Ostreida; Ostreidae. The record is from RefSeq and is a predicted model, not a curated record. Gene Ontology annotation, cellular component: membrane. The transcript is spliced from 3 exons. The annotation marks the transcript as partial.
AUGUUAUCAGAAUUGCUAAUGGUAGCUCUUUCCAUGAGGGUCGUGUGGAAGUUUUCAUUAAUGGCAAAUGGCGCACUAUUUGCAGCAGGAAUUGGAACAAAGCUGAUGCCAAUGUGGCUUGUAGAAGUUUAGGAUACAAAGGAGGACUCCCAGUAACUUCACCUGUGUUGAGUGAGGAAAAGGACAAUUUAUGGAUGUUGGGCGAUGCAUCUUGUUCCGGAAGCGAAUCGUCUUUGUCAGAAUGUCGAAUAUCAGUGAUAAAACCCAGUCAAUGUAUUAAUGAUGGACAAGCCGGAGUCGUUUGUCAGCAAAAAAAUGAAGAUUCAGUUAGAAUUGUGAACGGUAGCUAUGAAUAUGAAGGACGGGUUGAUGUUUUAGUUAAUAGCGAAUGGCAUACAGUAUGUAACAGCGGUUGGGACAAAAAUGAAGCGGGAGUGGUUUGUACAAACUUAAAAUAUUCAAGGUAA